GGCUCUGGUUCAUUCGCAAUGGAUCCAGAAACAGAACAAGGCUCAGAAUUCUCAAUCGAAUUGCAAUCGAAAGCGUUCCAAGUUCUAAGCUCAAACGACAACACCGCAAUGGAAACCCUCUUCUCCCACCUCUUCUACUCUCCUCAUUCCGAACAACUCCGAUCCCAAGCACUCGAAUUCUUUCAAUGCUGCAAACACCACCACCCCGAUCUUCUCUUCAUCAAACUCUUCUUCCUCCUCCGUUCCACUCCUCUCCCCGAAACUCGCGCCAACGCCGCACGCGCCUUGCACCUCCUCAACCCCUCCCACCUCUGGCCCAACCUUAAGCCCAUCGCCCAGGCCCACCUCAAGGCCCACUUCCUCAACUUCCUCUCCGACGAACCUUCCCUCCACGUCCUCCGCCUCGCCUCCCAUCUCCUCGCUCAAACCGUCUCCGUUAUCUUCAAAACUCACCAAACCUGGCCUGAGCUCCUCAAUUUUUUACUCUCCUCCAUCUCCUCCGAUGAAAACAAGCGCCGCGAGGUCGCCGCGCUUGUCUUCGCCAGGCUCCCAAACGACUGCCGUUUUCUCGUCCACAACGCGCUCAGGGACAACAAACGCCUUCUUCACGCGUCGUUUCUGCGCUGCCUCGCGUCGUCCUGCCCCGACGUCCAGGUCGCCGCGUUCGGCGCCGUCGUCAGCUUGAUCCCUCUGUUCUCCGAAACUAAGCUCUUCCACGAGCUCCUCCGCGCCCUCAUGGUUGGCGUCUUCACGCUCCUGCAUGGCCACGAAGGAAGCUACUUCAAAAUCGCGUUCGCGGAGUUGAUAAAUCUGGUUUCUCGCCAGCCGCAGCUUUUGAAACCCUACAUGAACGACAUGGUUCUCGACGUGCUUCAGAUCGCGGAGAGCGGUGGCUUGAGCGACGAAACGCACCGUUUGGCGUUUGAGUUGGUGAUGGCCAUGGCGGAGGAGAAGGAGUACGAGAACGUCUUCGCUAACCUUCCUUACAGGAUUGUGUGCAAGCUGUUCCUUGUUCCGAUGAAGAUGUUGCAGCGCCUCGCGGAGGACGAUGGUGAGCGUGAAUUGAAAAACGAGAAGGUUUUUGAUGUUUACGAGUUUGGAAUGAAGAGCUUGAAGAAGCUUUGCGUUGUGCUCGGAGCGAGUAAAGCCGUGCCUGUUGCGUUUGAAGUGUUUCGGCUUCACUUAGAUGAUGAUGCGGAAUAUUGGAAGGAGCGCCAUGCAGGAAUCACAAUGCUCAGUGUGAUCGCAGAAGAGUUCUCUGAUGAAAUGGUAUUGAUGGAAAAUUUUCUGGUUGGAGUGGUGACCAAAAUUUUGAAGUCAAUGCAAGACUCUCAUACUCAAGUUCGGUUGGCAACUUUCAAAUUUAUGGAGACUCCUACAAACUUUGUUCAGGUGGUGCAAAUCCUUUACCAUCACAGGCUUGUGCAUGCUUUUUGCACUGCACUCGACAAUGAACAGGUCGUUAAAGUGAAGGAACAAGCUGCCUCAGCAAUGCAAUUUUUCCUAAAGAACACUUUGCCAGAAAGCUUAACACUAAAUAAGACUGCGGAAACUGUAUUAGGAAAAUUGUUGCCAUUGAUUCAGGACAAAGAUAGUGCCGAGAUAAGAGGUAUUGCUUUGUCAACUUUAAAUAUAGUUGCACAACGGUGUCAUGAAGUGGCUAACAAGUACUGUGCAAUUUAUCUUCCCAUCUUACUGGAAGCAUGCAAGGACUAUAAUUAUUAUAUCAGAGAGGAGGCAGCACGGGGAAUUCGAAUUUGUGCAGAGCUUGGAACACAACAGUUGAAGCCUUUUAUCAAUAGAAUAUUGUCAGAACUCGGUGUUUUGAUGAACAAUCCAAGUCCACUGAAUGAAAAAGCGCAUGAUAUUGCAGUUUCUGCUCUAGGAAGAAUUUGUGAAUUCCAUCGUGAAUGCAUUGAUGGCUCUCAGAUGGUUCCUGCCUGGUUAAGUUUCUUGCCACUUAGAAAUGAUUUGAUUGAAGCCAAACUUAUGCAUGAACAGCUUUGUUUAAUGGCUGAAAGAUUUGAUAAGGACCUUUUAGGAGCUGAUAGUCAAAACUUUAUCAAGAUUAUUGUAGUGCUUCUUGAGAUUAUUGAUAAGAGUGACAAAUUAGCUACAGCACAAACAAUCCAGCAGGUGGAAAAUUUGCUGAGGCAGCUUGGGCGGUGUAUUCCACGUAGUGCGUUUGAUACAAUUUUUUCAUCUUUGAAUGCCCAGCAAAGGGCAUUACUAUUGUCUUUGUUAUACUCCUAGCUUUUUCUCUCUUCUUUUACAAAGAAAAAGAAACAUGUACAUUAAUUCUUUCACAGGAAGAAAAUUUGUAUAGUCAUUGAUUUCUGCAAUCUUCCUUGCCAUAUAAUACUGUA
Messenger RNA from Glycine soja, 2366 nucleotides. RefSeq lists its product as uncharacterized. The transcript is spliced from 10 exons. Bases 19 to 2253 code for a protein of 744 amino acids. Gene Ontology annotation, molecular function: nuclear import signal receptor activity. The record is from RefSeq and is a predicted model, not a curated record. Gene Ontology annotation, biological process: protein import into nucleus. Gene Ontology annotation, cellular component: cytoplasm; nucleus. NCBI's taxonomy places the organism in Eukaryota, Viridiplantae, Streptophyta, Magnoliopsida, Fabales, Fabaceae.